UCACGCCCCCGCUCUAAUUCAGUGCUUAUCCGAGAAUUUACAAAUCGGUAUUUUCACGUCGGCAGAAGGCUGAAUUUUUGGAGAUUUUCCCACUUAGAUUCAAUACUUUUCCCGAGAUAGGUGUGGUUUCCUUUGCAGCCAUGUCUAGUCAAGUAUUUUCAGUUCCAGUUCCAACGAAGCGGCCCAAAAGAGAGUAUAGAAUAUCGCCAUCGCCUAAAAAGAGGAAAACCAUGACGGACUUCAAUACUUUCUGUACCUGGGUGUUAGACUAUGAGGCUUCGUUACAAGAAGAGGGACACGUCAAGAAAAGAAGCCCUAGCCCCUUGGACAGUGAGGGGAACAGUACGUCUAGCAGUGACACCUCGGACAUCAUCCGCUACACACCCAUCUCCCACGGCCACAAAGUCAAAGGGAAAGAUGAGGAGUGGGAACUAGUCACAUGCUACUGUCUCAAACCCUUCGCCGGUCGGCCGAUGAUUGAAUGCUCCGAGUGCAGUACCUGGAUCCACUUAUCCUGCGCCAAAAUCCGCAAGAACAAUGUUCCGGACGUUUUCACCUGCCAGCGUUGCAGGGACUCUAAGUUUGACAUCCGACGAUCAAACCGAGCGCGGGAACCCAAGAAACAGUUCAAAGAGUUGUACGAGGAGUUGUGAACCACAAACAAAUAAACCUGUACAGCUGUAUCAAAGUAUAUCAGAGUGUUCUGUACGAACCGUCCCACGUAUGAAAAGGAACUCUGGUGAGUUGGAGAUGUCGUCAGUCUGAACUCUUGAUGCCCAGAGAACAGCAGUUAACAACUCUCCGUUCGUGAGUUUUGCAAGAGGAUAUGGACCAAUUUUCGAAACUCCUUUUUUAUGACGCAGUGCUGAUCACCUUCCCAUCAUGCAAAGGGAACCUGAAAUCGUGAGAGGAAGUUUCUUGAUUUCUUACGAGUUACGCACAGAUGCUGCAUAGGAAUGAAUUGUAUCAUCCACAUCAGUUGUGUCUCAGUUCAUGUGCUAGUUUCUGUCUCCAAAAGUGGCCAGGAUGCACUUAGAAAAUUGUGGGCCAAGAUAUUUUUUGGACAACUCAGUCAACCAAUCGGAACUCCAGGUAUUUAGCCAAUCAAGUGAGUGCUGUGAGCCACAUCGCAAUUCGCCAGAUAAUACUCAUCAAACUCGACAUAUCUGAUCGCUGCUUGGUUUGUAUCUGCACUGAACGCAACAGCAUGAGGGCGCUGUUUCUUCAUUCCUGCUUGAUUGGUUUGGAGAUGAAGAUAUUGAAGAUGAAACCAAGGUUUAGAGAACGUUCCUUGAGUCAAAAUCUCGAGUCGCCAGACUACAGCUCGGCCAAGUAAUAGUGGCGUGCCAGUCAAUCCCACAAUGCAAUAGGAAAGGAACCCUGUGCUGCAUGGUUUGUGUGAAACCAAGAACAUGUAUAAGAAAACUGGGAAAGACUGUAGUAUCCAGACGCCACUUCUUUGGUUGUGUACAAAGUCUAUGCAGAGUCGAGUGCAUUUUCAAAGUAUUUUCUAACAAAAUUGGAAAUGUGUCUUAGUCCCAGAUUCAUGUCUUUGCAACAUUUAUGCACUGACUGAUCUUCAUUGGGAUAUGAAGAAAAGUGGCGUUAGGGAUGCAACAUUUUUUCCGAAAACUGAUAUUAGUGGAUAUUUCUGAAGCCACAUAUUGGACAGUUUCUGUAGCUACUUGUGACGAUUUCCAGUGAUUACAAUACUGGGUGAGUCAAAAAAAAAUGAAACCCAAACGUCGGGACCAUUUUUUUUC
This is a messenger RNA of Patiria miniata (bat star), 1763 nucleotides long. RefSeq names its product PHD finger protein 23B-like. Lineage: Eukaryota; Metazoa; Echinodermata; Asteroidea; Valvatida; Asterinidae. The transcript is spliced from 5 exons. Gene Ontology annotation, biological process: mitotic chromosome condensation. The coding region runs from base 141 to 653 and encodes 170 amino acids. Gene Ontology annotation, molecular function: chromatin binding. The record is from RefSeq and is a predicted model, not a curated record.